AUGUACUCCCUGUCCUUCCUCACCGGGCUCGGAGGGAACAUCAUGGCUCUCCUGGUCCUCACCCGAAAGAGGACGGGUCUGGCGGGGGUGUCGGCGACCCGCAGACUGCUGGUCAAUCUGGCGGUGUGUGACAUGAUGGUGGUGUGCGUGUGCAUGCCAGUUAACCUGGGACACCAGGUCUACAACGCCUGGGUGUUUGGGGAGUUUCUGUGCCGCACCGUGCCGUUCGUUCAGGCUGUGUCGGUGUCUGCGAGCGUCCUGAGCCUGGCCGUGAUCAGUCUGAACCGCUACUACAGCGUGCACAACCCUCUACACGCACGGACCUUUUUUACUGGGCGGCGGAUACUGUGUAUGAUCUGUGUGGUGUGGAUCGUGUCGUCGGGGCUGUGCAUACCGCUCCUCUUCAUGAAUACCACCCAAACUCUGUCGCUGCUGGACAUCACCCUCACUGUGUGCGUGGAGAGCUGGAACGAAGUCAAACUGAAACAGAGAUAUAGCUUUCUGCUCUUCUGCUCUCUCUAUGGAUUCCCCGUGUUGUUUAACCUGGUCAUCAGCGUGCUGACUGGCUGGAAGCUGUGGGGCACCGACGAAAAACGGACGCAAGAUUCGAAUACAUUUGGCGUUACGCUUUCACUGUCCCGUCUGAAAGUGCGUAAAAGGAUCGCCAAGAUGGUGCUGUCGCUGGUUAUGCUUUUCACCCUGUCUUGGCUACCUCUGUAUGUAGUGGACAUAUGGUUAGACUUUAACAUGACUUCAUCUUUAGAGGAAGAGGAGGAUGAUGUGAACCAUGUAUACCACGAGUGGAUUCUACAGGGGAGACCCUUCGCGCUAUGGCUGGGUCUAACCAACUCCGCUCUCAACCCGCUCUGUUAUUGCUUCGUGGGUAACUUACACAGGUCUGCAAAACGAUUCAGGAAAAGCUACAGACAGAAACUGUCGUCAUUGUUAAGUCUGUCGCCACAGCAGUCCUCUAUGCCUAUGGGCAGCACCUCAGUGCCCAAGCUCGUGCCCUAUAGCAGGGCGCAAUCAGAGAAGCGCGGCGCAGAUAGGCGCGCAUCGAGCAGAUAUGCCAAUCCAGGCAACAAACUAACCAAAAGCAAGAGCCUGUCGUCUGUGACAGUGUGUGAAACUGUUUUUGACUGA
Salmo salar (Atlantic salmon) is the source of this 1143-nucleotide messenger RNA. RefSeq names its product galanin receptor 2a-like. The record is from RefSeq and is a predicted model, not a curated record. Gene Ontology annotation, cellular component: plasma membrane. Gene Ontology annotation, molecular function: G protein-coupled peptide receptor activity; peptide binding. Gene Ontology annotation, biological process: cellular response to hormone stimulus; neuropeptide signaling pathway. Lineage: Eukaryota; Metazoa; Chordata; Actinopteri; Salmoniformes; Salmonidae.